CAGAGUGUUGGAGAAACACCGGGAGAAAUGAACCCGGCGCUGUGGAGAACGUGGAAGUGUGUGCUCUCUGUGGGGAGGCUACAAACCCCGGGAGCCUUGCAGAUAUCAAGCCAUCGUACACUACAUGUUGGUGUUCAAAGGAGUCAAGAAGCCAGUGAGAAUGUUAGCGGCCUGAAAGUAGAAACUGAGAGUCAAAGUUCAAAAGAUUUUAGUCCAGUUCCACCUCUUCCAGGACAAAAUAGCCAAUUAAGGUGGGGAGGUAAAAAGUUUGAAGAAAUACCUAUUGCUCAUGUAAAAGCAACUUACAACAAUACUCAUAUACAAGUAACAAGUCAUGAGAGCCAGUCUCUAGUGCGCACGUCCUGUGGUACAGAAGGCUUCAAAAAUGCCAAGAAGAGCACUGCAGUGGCUGCUCAGACCGCUGGCAUUUCUGCUGCAGCAAAAGCUAUUGGUAAAGGUGUUUCCCAUGUGCGCGUGGUUUUGAAAGGACUGGGACCUGGCCGAUUGUCUGCCAUUAAAGGUUUGACAAUGGGAGGACUAGAAGUGAUUUCAAUAACAGACAACACCCCCAUUCCCCACAAUGGCUGUCGCCCACGCAAAGCACGCCGUAUGUGACGAGAACCAGAGAAUGGACUAGACGUAUCAUCCGAAUGUAUAACUUGUGGCAUUUAUAGCAAGUCUUUAUUGGUCGAGAGGGACAGAUAUUCUGCUGUCGGAUGUAUCGCUGGGACCCACACUCCCCUCACAGUUAUCCUCCGGCACCUCAGCUCAAUGUUACGGCUACGUCGGCUUGCUCAGGCUGGAAACCUGGGUUGGAAGGGUUAACUGGGGCACCAGGAAAA
Messenger RNA from Xenopus tropicalis (tropical clawed frog), 842 nucleotides. RefSeq names its product mitochondrial ribosomal protein S11 (gene mrps11). Gene Ontology annotation, molecular function: structural constituent of ribosome. Gene Ontology annotation, cellular component: small ribosomal subunit; mitochondrial ribosome; mitochondrion. Lineage: Eukaryota; Metazoa; Chordata; Amphibia; Anura; Pipidae. Gene Ontology annotation, biological process: translation. The record is from RefSeq and is marked provisional.